This is a messenger RNA of Prorocentrum cordatum, 1313 nucleotides long. The record is from the annotation of a GenBank genome assembly. NCBI's taxonomy places the organism in Eukaryota, Dinophyceae, Prorocentrales, Prorocentraceae.
UUCUCCCGUAGAGCGGCUACAUGGCAAGCAUGCUUCGGCUACGCGCAAGAGUGGCCCUAGGCAAGAGUGACCUUCGGUGCGCGGCUUUAGGGGGCCGCGGGUAGACCAAAUCCAAGCGCGCGGGCCAAUGCUGGAGGGACCCCUGUGGGCCCGCACCACAAGGUCACUCCGGCACUCCAGCAAAGACCAGCUCGUAAUUACGCGUAGCAGUGCUCCUUCCCGCGGAGCGGCCCAGCGACCCAUCGCCAGCGGCAUCCCCGUAUCAUGGGCGCCGCCACGGCGACAGGUCCCACACCGGCGGCGGCAGCAGCGGGGCGCUCUCGGCGGCGCCCUGCUCGUGGAUGCUGCCCGGCGCCCGGCCGCGGCUGGCGAGCAGCACGAGGCACGCCGUGCACGCGACGGCGACGCAGAGCCACAAGGCGCCCCACGUGGACACCGGGACGCCCGUCAGGCGGGCCAGCUCCGCGGCGUCGGAGUGCUCCAGCCAGGGGCGGUCUAUGACGUCCUCCUGGUCGGGCGCGGCGUACGCGCAGCUCGCCAGCCCGACCACCUGCAGCGCCAGCCGGUUGGCCCGGGGCCCGAGCAGCGCCCCCGCCAGGCAGAGCACGAGGCCCCAGACACGAGUACCGCCAGCUGCCCGAAGGAGUCCACGGGCCUCACGAACAGGAGUGCCACCGUCAGCAGCAGCACCCCCAACGCCGCCGAAAGAAGGCGCUCGACGCCGCCGGCACAGGCAAGCAGCAGUAGCGCGCCGCCCCACACCAGGCUGCCCAAAUAGCCCGCGCUCAGCACCACCACUGGGCUGCCGCCGCGCGUGGCGCACGCGCCGCUCUCGUCCUCCUCCACCCUGACCGCGCCGAAGCUGCCGCCCGUGGCGCAGGCCGCGAUGCCGUGGCUGAGCUCGUGGAAGAGCACGGAGAGGAUCUUCAGCGGGUACACUAGCGGCGUGCUCCAAAGCAGCCAGACCACGGCGAGCUGCCCACCCAAAAACGCUGCCUGGAGCCAGUCGACGCCCAGCGGGCCGUCCGCUGCCUGUACCUGCUCUGCUCCAACACUGCUCCAGGGGCGCUCGCUGGUCCACGUGGGGGGCUCCGGAAACCUGGAGCCAAGAAGCUCUGACAUCUCCCCAGGGCGGGUCUUCUACUUCCGCCGGCUUCCGCCAGCGCACCCGCCGCCAUCCUACUUCCGCCGACCUCCUACCGCCUUCCGCCAAGCAAGAGAUGCCAGCCAAGUGCGCUCAACUUCGCGCUUCGCGCUGCGCGAAACGCGAAAAACUUCGCGCUCUCGCGCCGCCCUCCAUGGGAGAAGAGGAG